GACGCGUAUUGCCUGGAGGAUGGCGGACGCCGGCUUUCGCCGCCUGGUUCCUAGCGACUUGUAUCCCCUUGUGCUCUGCUUUCUGGGCGAUAACCCACUCUCAGGAGUAGCCAAUAAGUUCGCCAAAGCGACAGGAGCUACACAGCAAGAUGCCAAUGCCUCUUCCCUCUUGGACAUCUAUAGCUUCUGGCUCAACAGGUCUGCCAAGGCACCAAAGAGGAAGUUACAAGCAAAUGGACCAGUGACUAAGAAGGCUAAGAAGACGACCUCAUCCAGUGACAGCAGUGAGGACAGCAGUGAGGAGGAACAACCUCAAGGGCCUCCAGCUAAGAAGGCUGCUGUACCUGUCAAGCGGGGCACUUUGCCUCAGCAUCCUGCAAAGGCUGUGACUAAAGCAUCAGAGAGCAGCAGUAGUGAAGAAUCCAGUGAUGAGGAGGAAGAGAAAGACAAAAAGAAAAAACCUGUUCAGAAGGGAGUUAAACCCCAAGCCAAGGCAGCCAAAGCUCCUCCUAAGAAGGCCGAGAGCUCAGAUUCUGAUUCUGAUUCAAGCUCAGAUGAUGAGGCACCAAAGAACCAGAAGCCAAAGACAACACCUAUUGUAGCUAAAGCUCAGGCUAAAGCCCCUAUCAAACCAGGAACGUCAGUUCGAACAGCACCUAAAGUAACCAACGGUAAAGCAGCUGGCAGUAGCAGUAGCAGUAGCAGUGAUGACUCAGAGGAAGAGAAGACACCAGCCGUUCACAAGAAGAUACAGACUGUACCUAAAAAAAAAGUCAGUGCCAAAGCUCCAGUGAAAACAGCUGUCAGGUCUACCCAGAAGAGUUCCAGCAGUGAAGACUCCUCCAGUGAAGAGGAAGAGGAUCAGAAAAAACCCAUGAAGAAAAAACCAGGUCCCUACAGUUCAGUCCCCCCACCUUCCACUCCCUCACUGAAGAAGUCCUUGGGAACCCAGGCAUCCAAGAAAGCUAUAGAAAAGAAACAGCCUGUGGAAAGCAGUGAAGACAGCAGUGAUGAGUCUGAUUCCAGUUCUGAGGAAGAAAAGAAACCACCAACUAAGGCAGUCAUCUCUAAAGCAGCCACCAAACCAGCUCCAGCAAAGAAGGCAGCAGAAAGUUUUUCAGACAGUUCAGACUCUGACAGCUCUGAGGACGAAACUCCUUCCAAGCCAGUGAGCAGCAAGAAGAGUUCCUCAAGUAAUAAGCUAGCCACCACUACCAAGACACCUACAGCUAAGGCAGCUACAGCUCCCAAACAGUCUACAGGCAGUGGCCAGAAGCCUUUUAUAAGAAAAGCAGAUAGCAGCUCCAGCGAGGAAGAGAGCAGUUCUAGUGAGGAGGAAAAGGCAGAGAAGACUAUGGCCACCCCAAAGUCCAAGGCAACUGCCAAAGCAGCUCCAUCUCUGCCUGCCAAGCAGGCUCCUCAGGGUGGAAAGGACAGCAGCUCUGAUUCAAACAGCUCCAGUAGUGAGGAGGAAGUGGAAGAGAAGACAUCUAAAUCCCCAGUUAAGCCACAGAAGGCAGCAGCAGGUGUAGCUCCUUCUGAGCCAGCCUCCACAAAGAAAGUAAAGGCUGAGAGCAGCACCAGUUCUUCAUCUGAUGAUUCUAGUGAGGAGGAGGAGGAAGAAAAGCCCAAGGGUAAGGGUACUCCAAGACCACAAGCCCUCAAGGCCAAUGGUACUGCUGCACUGACUUCCCAAAAUGGAAAAGCAGCCAAGGAUGGUGAGGAAGAGGUAGAAGAAAAGAAAAGGACACCAGUGGCAGUUUCCAAGCCAGGUUCAGGCAAGAAGCAAAAGCAGAAUGAAGCUGCUAAGGAGGCAGAGACUCCUCAAGCCAAGAAGAUAAAGCUCCAUACCCCCAACACAUUUCCAAAGAGGAAGAAAGGAGAAAAAAGGGCAUCAUCCCCAUUCCGAAGGGUCAAGGAGGAGGAAAUUGAGGUGGAUUCUCGGGUAGCAGACAACUCAUUCGAUGCCAAGCGAGGUGCAGCUGGAGACUGGGGGGAACGAGCCAAUCAGGUUCUGAAGUUCACCAAAGGCAAAUCCUUCCGGCAUGAGAAAACCAAGAAGAAGCGAGGCAGCUACCGGGGAGGCUCCAUCUCUGUCCAGGUCAAUUCUGUUAAGUUUGACAGUGAAUGACCUGGACCAUCGUUUGUGAUGCAGGGGUGAUGACUGGAGACCACUCAUUCUCAUAAAUGGACCUGGAACCCUCAGUUCUGUUAGGGGAGGAUGUUGGUAAAGACAGAAGUUUAGGGUAGGUCCUAAGACUUUAUAAUAUAAUACCAUCUCUGGUCCUUUUCUGUGUUCCUAGUUUUGUACAGAUUUGUUUUUGAGUGUUGAAUGGCAAGGACAAGGUAAGGGGAAUGUUAUUUUUUAACAAAAAUUAUUUUAGUUGUCCCUUUCUUCCUGUUCUGUGGAAGUACUCAUACUGGGAAAUUUGUAUGUUUUAUAUUAAAUCAUUUCCUAUUGAUUUUUGUUAUGAUUUUUAAAGGUGGAUUCCCAUAGAUAAAAAAAUCUCAGCUAUUAACCAAGACAUAGUAAAGGGUCGAUACAUAUGAGUUUAUAAUUGGAGGAGAAUUCUGCCUUUGAGAGUGUACAUGUCCACAUUUCAUCUCUCCUUCCCUUAAAACCGUGUUGGAGGCCAUUAAAGAAUGAUGAUGUUUGUGUAUA
Messenger RNA from Nycticebus coucang (slow loris), 2662 nucleotides. RefSeq names its product nucleolar and coiled-body phosphoprotein 1-like. The transcript has a single exon. NCBI's taxonomy places the organism in Eukaryota, Metazoa, Chordata, Mammalia, Primates, Lorisidae. Gene Ontology annotation, cellular component: nucleoplasm; nucleolus. Bases 20 to 2131 code for a protein of 703 amino acids. The record is from RefSeq and is a predicted model, not a curated record.